This is a messenger RNA of Epinephelus lanceolatus (giant grouper), 2271 nucleotides long. NCBI's taxonomy places the organism in Eukaryota, Metazoa, Chordata, Actinopteri, Perciformes, Serranidae. The record is from RefSeq and is a predicted model, not a curated record.
GAGGGAGGAAGAGUUUGAACACACUGCAGAGGGAGUGCAGCUAUGGGGAACACACAGGAGAAGCCUCCAGGCAGCGGAGGAGGAGGAGGAGGAGGAGGAGGAGGAAGACCAGAUCAGGCCACAGCAGGGACCGGGACGAGAAGCCGGGGUGGAGCCGGUGUGGAAAAGCCCCAGACUCAGAGAGCUCCAGGGAAGGGGGUGGCCAAUGGCACUCAGAGGGAAAACAGCUCUGCUGGUGGACAAGGGAAGCAGGACAGCCCUGCAGUGGACACAAGUUAUCUGGACGCCCCUGCUGGCGCUCUUCCUCCUCACCUGGCCCGGCUCAAGAAUGCAGGGAACCACCUCUUCAAACAUGGGCAAUUUGGAGACGCCUUGGAGAAGUACACACAGGCCAUUGAUGGAUGUGCAGAAGCAGGCAUUGACAGCCCAGAGGACGUGUGUAUCCUCUACUCCAACAGAGCCGCCUGUUACCUGAAGGAUGGAAACAGCACAGACUGCAUACAGGACUGUACCAAGGCUUUGGAGCUGCAGCCCUUCUCGUUGAAGCCCCUGUUGCGCAGAGCUAUGGCCUAUGAGUCACUGGAGCGCUACAGAAAGGCCUACGUGGAUUAUAAGACCGUCCUGCAGAUAGACACCGGGGUGCAGGCGGCUCACGACAGCGUCCACAGGAUCACCAAGAUGCUUAUCGAGCAGGACGGACCCGAGUGGAGAGAGAAGCUUCCGGAGAUUCCCACCGUCCCUCUGUCCGUCCAGCUGCAACACAGAGACAAACCGGUCAGCGCCGAAGUGGCUCAAGCCCGAGCCGCCAGGGCUGCGCAGGAGGAAGCCAGAAGAAAAGACGCCCGCUUUACUUUACUGAAACGAGAAGGCAACGACCUGGUCAAGAAAGGCCACUUUCAGGAAGCUCUGGAAAAGUACUGUGAAUGUCUCACAUUGAAACCUGAUGAAUGUGCCGUCUACACAAACAGAGCCAUUUGUUUCCUGAAACUAAAUCGCUUUGAAGAGGCCAAACAGGACUGUGACUCUGCGCUGCAGCUUGAGCCGAGCAACAAGAAAGCCUUCUACAGACGAGCCCUGGCUUUUAAGGGUUUACAGGACUACCUGUCGGCCAGCAGUGACCUCCAGGAAGUCCUCCAGCUGGAUCCGAAGGUUCGGGAGGCCGAGCAGGAGCUUGAGGUGGUGACAAGCCUGCUGAGACAGAGCCUGAUGGACAGCACUGCACAUACACACAGGGUUUGAUGUUUGUGGAGGAAUAUGGAGGCAGAGGAAUGAAACAGGUGUGGACACGUACUGUACUGUAGCAGCUAUGGAGGAAAAGGACUCUUAAAGCCAUCAAAUGAAGUAAGUGAGACCUGUUCAAAUGGAAAUGACUGGCGUUGACUCCGGGGACGGGCUCCUUGGAUGACCAGCUUUUCAGCUCUGCACCAUCUGCAACGUGUGUACAGUAUUUACGUUUGGAGAGUCUCUCAUCAGAAUAUACAGUUUUAUUAACGGCUUUGAACUCAACAGUCGGGACACAAGAGACGUAAUCUGCAGGGUGAUGACACAGCUUGUUGUCUGGCCUCUACAUCAACUGAUUUAAGUCUCUUAAACUAAAAUGAUUCGGGAUGCUGCAGGCUGGGAACCUACACAACAACAACAACAACAUAACUCCUCUAUGAGCUCUUCAGGUGUAUAUUCAGACGUUUAGCCCUGCAGCCAUGAUCCACAUACACAGGUGUUUUCACUUUAUUUGCCUAAUUAGAGCUUCCCCCAGGUCAGUGCUUGAUUGACAGUUACCUGACUUGCCUGGUUGUAUUUUCAAACCUGUUUGAGGGACAUUAGACUUCUGUCACUCUUGGUAGCAGACUGAGUUUCGUGCCUUCACUUAACAUCAAUAGCGGCAGAUCUAACUUACCAAAAUCACUGUAAACACCUGUGUGGGUGUGCAGGGCAUUUAAAUAUCUGUCUUUUGAAUCCUAUCCAUUCCUGUGCUUUCUGAACAUCCCAUGUCAGCCCUGUAACACAAAACAAAAUGUAAAUCUAUGUAUAGCACAAUGUGCCACAUCGUUUAUUUCAUUCAUACUUGUAUGUAUUAUUACACUUGAUCCAAUCUGAAUUGAUCUGUUACCCAUUGUUUUCCUUGUGUUGUCCAAAUAAAAGCAUAAAAAUCUCAACUAAAUCGAAACACUUGAGGCUUGAAGUGUUGCUUCGUGGAAUGUAAGAGCAUGUACUGUAUGUAAAUAGUUUGGAUGCAAAUGUAAAUAAUAAACUGCUUUGUGGAUGCUUUAA